This is a messenger RNA of Rotaria sp. Silwood1, 1395 nucleotides long. NCBI's taxonomy places the organism in Eukaryota, Metazoa, Rotifera, Eurotatoria, Philodinida, Philodinidae. The record is from the annotation of a GenBank genome assembly.
AUGCCUUCUGUAACUGAUUUACAACAACAACAACAACAAAUAUCAUCAAGUAGUCCUGGAAAAUCUACACCACCACCAACACAACAAGCAACAUCAAUGGAUCCAAAUAAUGUUGAUCCAAUAACACAAGCUAUUCUUGUUUUAGAAAAAAAACAACGAAAUUUAGGAAAACGAAAAGAAAAAUUGGAAAGUUAUCAAAAAGAAGCAAAAGAUGGUAAAGAAUUAAAUAAAGAUCAAAACGAUGCAUUGGCCAAAUAUCCGGAAGUUCUUGGUCAAAUUGAAUGUGUUAAAGAACUCAGUGAACAAUUUAAAAAAAUUCAAACUGACUCAACAAAAAAUCAAAAACGUCUUUCAAGACAAGCAGCUGAAGAAAAACGUUUAUUAAUCUCGGAACGUCUACGUGAAUAUGCACAAAUUCGAUAUUUACUUGAUAAUCGACCAACGUCAUUAAAACCUGAAGAAUCAUCAUUAUUAGAUGAAUUAUCUUCUAUUAUAAUCCCAUCAGAUAAUUCAUCAAAUUCAAUAAAUCGUUCAGUUGAUACAUUUUUAUCAAUUUAUCAUGGUGGUCCAUCAUCAACAAUUAAAAAUCUUACAGGAAAAAAUCCACAAGAUGUUAGAGAAAUUCUUGAACAAUUAAUAAAAAAUGUUCAUGUGGAAAAAAAUUCUCUUUCAACUUGUGUAACUAUUCAACAAGAAGAUGAACAAAUAAAACAAAUAAAUGAAACAGAUGAUAUUCAAUUAUCUAAUAAAAAUUUAGAUGAAUAUCCAUUACAGUUUGAUACAAAAAAUCAAAAUACUCCACUUGAACAAAUUAUGCAAGAUAGUCCUUUCCUUCCUGUUGAUUUAAAUAAUCAACAAAUACAAGAUAAUGUUAGAGAUCAAUCACCUGAUCCAAAUCAAUAUUUACAAACCUUUACUGUUGUUAAUUCAAAUAUUACUGAUCAAUCAUCAUCAUCAUCAUCAAUGCAAAAUCAACAACAAGAAGAGUCAACAAAUGUUGUUACUUCAAAUGAUGAACAACAUCAAUCAGAUGAACAAUGGCAACAUCAAGGAGGCAAUGAAACUACACAAAGAACGGGACAAUAUCAUAAUGGAACUGCAAACAAAAAUUAUUAUCGAGGUGGAUCUCAUAAUCAUACUCAACAAUGGAGAGGAGGACCACGUGGUCUUCGAUAUGAUAACACUUAUGGUAGUGAUCAACGACAAUAUAAUGAAAAUACUCGAGCGAGACAUGGAUCUAAUCCACAUUAUCGUGGUAAUCGUGGAGGUAAUUAUCGUCCUGUUAAUCGUGGUUAUCAUAAUUAUGCUAAUGGACAUCAAAAAUCUGCUGAAUAUCAACAAAAUAAUGAUCAACGUCAACAAAUUCGUUCAGCUCCUCCAUCUCAACAACAAUGA